Komagataella phaffii GS115 is the source of this 261-nucleotide messenger RNA. RefSeq lists its product as hypothetical. Gene Ontology annotation, molecular function: RNA binding. Gene Ontology annotation, cellular component: P-body; sno(s)RNA-containing ribonucleoprotein complex; nucleolus. The record is from RefSeq and is a predicted model, not a curated record. Lineage: Eukaryota; Fungi; Ascomycota; Pichiomycetes; Pichiales; Pichiaceae. The coding region runs from base 1 to 261 and encodes 86 amino acids. Gene Ontology annotation, biological process: maturation of SSU-rRNA; mRNA splicing, via spliceosome. The transcript has a single exon.
AUGUCCACCGCAAGAGUUGACCCAUCCGAGUUCUUGUCCAGGAUAACAGGCGAGAAGGUGGUUGUCAAAAUGAGAGAUGGUACGGAGUGUCAUGGCGCUCUACAGUCCAUCGACGGUUUCAUGAACGUUGCCUUGGAAAAUACAGUAGGGAAAUACAAGGGUGAAACAACGAAAACUUAUGGAGAUGUAUUCAUUAGAGGCACCAAUGGUAAGUACUCUCUUCUAUCCUCCAUCUUAUUAGAACGACUACUAACUCUAUAG